AUGAUGACGGUUGGAAUUGACAAUCCUGCGUUUGAAGAUUUCAAGGACUCUUCUUCUGACGAAGAGAACGAUUCCAGAGUAGAUGAGAAUUCGAAUGAGUUAAAUUCGGCGAGGAAAAAUGGGGAUUUCAAGCAGGCUUCUGCUGUUUCUGACGAUAUUAGACCAGAAAACGAUUCUUCGGAGGAUGAAGCACUAGAAGCCGACUUUGGAUCGUCGGGUUCAAGAGUUGUGCAACUCAAUCCGGCUGGCAAAGACAUCGUCAAGUGCCGAAUAACAAGGGAUAGAAGAGGCAUCGAAGCUUUCGGCUACCCGACUUAUUUUCUCUACCUCGACGCUUCAACCGAUUCAGAGCCGAAUAUGAAGGACAUGGUUCUUUGCGCCAGAAAACGCAAAACCGGAAACUCGUCGUAUAUCAUCGCCACCAGUUUGGAAAAUUUAAACGCGGAGAAAUUCGUGGGCAAACUCAAAAGCAACAAUCUCAUCGGAACACGAUUCACGUGCUACGAUCACGGACGAAAACCGGAAGCGACUGAUAUGUUGAGACGAGAAAAGGAUGAAAACUUGAGGUCUGAAUUGGUCUCGGUUUUGUACGAUCAGAAUGUUCUAGGAUUCAAAGGUCCUCGAAAAAUGACGAUUGUUCUUCCCAAAAUGGACGAGGAGACCAAAAAAGCUGUCACUAUCCGCCCAGCUCAAGCUUCUGAAUCGCUACUUGGUUACUUCGACGAAGCAGAUCUGCGAAAAAUCACGGUGCACCACAAUCGCCAGCCGAAUUGGAACGAGAAGACGCAAUCCUACGUGCUCAACUUCAAUGGGCGAGUCACUCAAGCCAGCGUCAAGAAUUUCCAAAUCACAGAAUCGGACAAUCCGCAAUCGACAAUUAUGCAAUUUGGUCGUAUCAGAAACGACAACUUCACAAUGGAUUACCGCUACCCCCUAUCCGCCGUUCAAGCUUUCGGCAUCGCCUUAUCCAGCUUCGACCCGAAGAUCGCCUGCGAAUAA
This is a messenger RNA of Oikopleura dioica, 999 nucleotides long. The record is from the annotation of a GenBank genome assembly. Lineage: Eukaryota; Metazoa; Chordata; Appendicularia; Copelata; Oikopleuridae.